GCUGCAUUGCGGAGUGCCCCCAGGCCGCCCCUCCGCCAGGGCAGCUGGCUGGUGAAUGGGGCCGGGGCGCAAGCGGGCUGUAAUACCGCUCAUUAAAAAUGAAAAUAAAGGGUCUGUGUGCUUCUCAUCCGCCUCCUUCUCCCUCGCCCUGCAGGCAGCCGCAGCCCGCUCGCUUUGCUGGGUCUGUCUCUUCCCCUGGGCUGAUCAUUACCGAGUCACUAGCAGACUGCCGCAAUAAAUACCUGGCAUCCCAAAGAUUAAUGCCCAGGAGCCAGACGCCGGCCAACACUCCUGCCUUACCUCCGGUUUCCUGCCCUCUUGAGUGUGUGAGAAAGACAAGAAAAGUUUGUUCACUUUGGAAACUCGAUAGGAGGCAGCAGCUGAUCUUCCCAUCAUCAGCCUAAAAAUAAUCCACUCCAGGGCUUGGAGCUGCUUCACAAAGUGGAGGAGAAUCCUGCCAUCGGAAUGAUAUUGAUCACAUAGCACAACCAAGGGAAAACUGGGUUUGAUAUUUUGUGUGUGUAUAUAUAAAGUUUGCAACAGUCAGGCUGUUUGGAAGCAAUGAAAGUCGCAUUUUGUGGUAAUGACAACGCUUCUGCCUAUGACAUCAGUGCUGGCGUCCUAAAAAAUGUCUGCUUCGUGGAUGCCCUCAACCUGGUUCCCCAUGUCUUCCUGUUAUUUAUCACCUUUCCAAUUUUGUUUAUUGGCUGGGGUAGCCAAAGUUCGAAAGUCCAGAUCCAUCACAACACAUGGCUGCAUUUCCCUGGACACAAUCUGCGGUGGAUUCUGACAUUCACCCUCCUGUUCGUACAUGUCUGUGAAAUAGCAGAGGGCAUAGUUUCAGAUGCACAGAUGAAAUCUCGUCACUUGCAUCUCUUCCUGCCAGCUAUGAUGGGAUUUGUGGCUGCCACCACAGCUAUUGUCUAUUACCAUAAUAUCGAAACGUCUAACUUUCCAAAGUUACUGCUGGCUCUCUUUCUUUACUGGAUAAUGGCCUUUGUCACAAAAACCAUCAAGCUGGUCAGAUACUGUGAGGAUGGUGUGCCGCUCUCUCAGCUGCGCUUCUGCAUCACUGGAAUUAUGGUCAUUCUCUAUGGGCUGCUGAUGGCUGUGGAGAUCAAUGUCAUUCGAGUUAGGAGGUAUGUAUUUUUUAUGAACCCUCAGAAAGUAAAGCCUCCUGAAGACCUGCAGGAUCUGGGUGUGAGAUUUCUUCAGCCAUUUGUCAAUUUGCUCUCAAAGGCAACUUACUGGUGGAUGAAUACACUUAUUAUAUCAGCUCACAAGAAACCGAUUGACCUGAAGGCAAUUGGGAAGCUGCCAAUAGCAAUGCGAGCACUUACUAACUAUGUUUGUCUGAAAGAAGCAUAUGAAGAGCAAAAGAAAAAGGUGGCAAACCAGCCGAAUCAGAUUCCCUCUAUAUGGUUAGCAAUGUACAGGGCUUUUGGACGGCCAAUCCUUCUCAGCAGCACCUUCCGUUACUUGGCUGACCUGUUGGGUUUUGCUGGGCCACUAUGCAUAUCUGGCAUAGUCCAGAGCUUCCAAAAUACUAGCCAAAAUGCUACAAACACAACUGGAAAAUCUAAGGAGACAUCAAAUUCAUACCUCUCCUCACAGGAUUUUCUCGGAAAUGUUUAUGUCCUAGCAGUUCUUCUCUUCCUGGCCCUUAUCCUGCAGAGGACGUUUCUGCAGGCUUCCUAUUAUGUUACCAUAGAAACCGGCAUCAACCUGCGAGGUGCCUUACUGGCAAUGAUAUACAAUAAGAUCCUGAGGCUUUCCACAUCCAACUUGUCAAUGGGAGAGAUGACCUUGGGACAGAUCAAUAACUUGGUUGCCAUCGAAACAAAUCAGCUGAUGUGGUUCUUGUUUCUGUGUCCCAAUCUCUGGGCUAUGCCCGUUCAGAUCAUAAUGGGCGUGAUCCUACUCUAUAACUUACUUGGAGUAAGUGCAUUGGUUGGUGCUGCUGUUAUUGUAUUGCUCGCUCCAAUACAGUAUUUCAUAGCUACAAAGUUGGCUGAGGCUCAGAAGAGCACUCUUGAUUAUUCUACCGAGAGAUUAAAGAAAACCAAUGAGAUCUUGAAAGGCAUUAAGUUGUUAAAGUUGUAUGCCUGGGAGCACAUAUUUUGCACUAGCGUAGAGGAAACAAGAACCAAGGAGCUCAUAAGUCUCAAAACCUUUGCGCUUUACACAUCUCUUUCCAUUUUUAUGAAUGCAGCCAUCCCAAUAGCAGCUGUUCUUGCAACCUUUGUGACCUAUGAAUAUCAAAAUGAAACAACACUGCAGCCAGCACAGGCCUUUGCAUCACUGUCGUUGUUUCACAUCCUGGUCACACCACUGUUCCUGCUCUCCACCGUGGUUAGAUUUGCAGUCAAGGCCAUCAUAAGCGUACAGAAGCUGAAUGAAUUUUUCAUAAGUGAUGAGAUUGGAGAUGACAGCUGGAGAAGUGCAGAAAGCUCUGUGACCUAUGAAUCCUGUAAGAAGCAUACAGGACUUCAUACCAAAGCCAUAAACAGGAAACAGCCCUUGAGGCAUCAGCUGGACAGCUAUGAGCAGCCGCUGAGGAGACAGCCACGUCCCUUAGAGAUAGAUGAUAUUGCAAUCAAGGUUACCAAUGGAUAUUUUUCAUGGGGAAGUGGCUUAGCCACAUUAUCCAAUAUAAACAUCAGAAUCCCAACAGGUCAGAUGACAAUGAUUGUGGGUCAAGUUGGGUGUGGGAAAUCUUCACUUCUUCUGGCUAUACUCGGUGAGAUGCAGACCCUGGAAGGAAAAGUUCACUGGAACAACAUAAAUGAAACUGACCCUUCUUGUGAAGCAACCAGAAGAAACAGAUAUUCUGUGGCUUAUGCAGCACAGAAGCCAUGGCUGUUGAAUGCUACAGUGGAGGAAAACAUUAUCUUUGGAAGUCCUUUUAACAAACAGAGAUACAAAGCUGUUACGGAUGCAUGCUCUCUGCAGCCGGACAUUGACCUAUUACCAUUUGGUGAUCAAACAGAAAUUGGAGAGAGGGGGAUUAACUUAAGUGGCGGCCAACGGCAGAGAAUCUGUGUAGCUCGAGCACUCUAUCAAAACACCAACAUUGUCUUCUUGGAUGAUCCAUUCUCUGCACUGGACAUUCACUUAAGUGAUCACUUGAUGCAGGAAGGUAUCUUGAAGUUCCUCCAGGAAGACAAAAGGACACUUAUUCUGGUGACACAUAAAUUACAAUAUCUGCCACAUGCGGACUGGAUUAUAGCUAUGAAGGAUGGUUAUGUGCUCAGAGAAGGGACAUUGAAGGACAUCCAGACCAAAGAUGUUGAACUGUAUGAGCACUGGAAAACUCUGAUGAAUCGUCAAGACCAAGAAUUAGAAAAGGAUAUGGAAACUGACCAAACUACUUUGGAAAGAAAAACUCUCAGAAGAGCAAUGUACCCGAGAGAAUCCAAAGCACAACUGGAAGAUGAGGAUGAAGAGGAAGAAGAGGAGGAAGAUGAUGAUGAUAACAUGUCAACAGUAAUGCGGCUUAGAACAAAGAUGCCGUGGAAAACCUGCUGGAGAUAUCUUACCUCUGGAGGAUUUUUCUUACUGUUUCUGAUGAUUUUCUCCAAGCUCUUGAAACACUCAGUCAUUGUAGCCAUAGAUUACUGGCUGGCAAGAUGGACAUCCAUGGAGAAUGGAAAUAAAACAGGGGAUUCCAUAGACCCUCAACGCUCAAACAAGUCUUAUCAUGUAGCUGUGUUCAGCAUGCUUUGUGGAGCAGGGAUCGUCCUUUGCCUCAUCACAUCCCUGACUGUGGAGUGGAUGGGCCUCACAGCAGCCAAGAACCUUCACCACAAUCUCCUCAAUAAGAUCAUCCUCGGACCAAUCAGAUUCUUUGACACAACUCCCCUGGGGCUAAUUCUAAAUCGCUUCUCUGCUGAUACGAAUAUCAUUGAUCAGCACAUUCCCCCUACUCUGGAGUCUCUCACCCGGUCCACUUUGCUCUGCCUGUCGGCUAUCGGAAUGAUCUCGUACGCCACGCCGUGGUUCCUUGUGGCUCUUGUACCUCUUGGGGUAGCCUUUUAUUUCAUCCAGAAAUACUUCAGAGUGGCUUCCAAGGACCUUCAGGAGCUUGAUGACAGCACCCAGCUACCUUUACUCUGUCACUUCUCAGAAACAGCUGAAGGCCUCACCACCAUCAGAGCAUUUAGGCAUGAAGCCAGGUUUAAACAACAUAUGCUGGAACUGACGGACACGAACAACAUUGCCUACUUGUUUCUGUCAGCUGCCAACAGAUGGCUGGAGGUCAGGACGGACUAUUUGGGUGCUUGCAUAGUUCUCACUGCAGCUGUUACGUCCAUCACCCACGGGUCUGAUUCUGGUCUUCUGGGCCUGGGUCUCCUGUAUGCACUGACGAUAACCAACUAUUUGAACUGGGUUGUAAGAAAUUUAGCUGACUUGGAGGUGCAGAUGGGUGCAGUGAAAAAAGUGAACAGUUUCCUGACCAUGGAGUCUGAGAACUACGAAGGCACUAUGGACCCUUCUCAAGUCCCGAAAGACUGGCCACAAGAGGGGGAAAUCAAGAUUGAAGAUUUGUGUGUCCGGUAUGAAAAUAACCUGAAGCCUGUUCUGAAGCAUGUCAAGGCUUACAUCAAACCAGGACAGAAGGUUGGGAUCUGUGGUCGCACUGGCAGCGGAAAAUCAUCAUUGUCUUUGGCUUUCUUCAGAAUGGUAGACAUAUUUGAUGGGAAGAUUGUGAUUGAUGGAAUAGACAUUUGUAAACUGCCCUUGCACACCCUCCGUUCCAGACUCUCAAUUAUUCUCCAAGACCCCAUACUGUUCAGUGGUUCCAUUCGCUUUAAUUUGGAUCCAGAGUGCAAGUGCACUGACGAUAGGCUUUGGGAAGCUCUGGAGAUUGCUCAGCUGAAGAACAUGGUCAAAUCAUUGCCAGGAGGUCUUGAUGCGGUAGUAACAGAAGGGGGAGAGAAUUUCAGUGUGGGGCAGAGACAGCUCUUCUGUCUGGCCAGAGCCUUUGUUCGCAAGAGCAGCAUUCUCAUCAUGGAUGAAGCCACAGCUUCUAUUGACAUGGCCACAGAAAACAUUUUGCAGAAGGUUGUGAUGACUGCCUUUGUGGACCGCACAGUUGUAACGAUAGCACAUCGGGUUCACACUAUUUUGACUGCUGACCUGGUCAUUGUGAUGAAACGAGGGAAUAUUUUGGAGAAUGACACACCAGAGAACCUGCUGUCUCGAGAAGAUGGCAUCUUUGCUUCUUUCGUCCGGGCUGACAUGUGAAGGGUCACUAAAUCGCAUGCUGUAUUUUUAAUAGCUAAUUUUUAAACAAAUGAAAUCCAAAUAUUUUCUAUUCAAUGUAGCAUCACAUUAGCCUUUUCAAAGGUUUUUUUUCUUCAUGUGUCUAUCUUUAAAUAAUAAAACCCAUUGCAAUCCAUGUAUGCCUCAAAGCAAUAAAAGUGUCACUGUACCAAAUGCCAUUAAACUUCCCCCACACACGUUUGCAACAAUUUGAUUUCUUGGGAGUUUGGCAUUUUCCUUGGGAGGCAUCGAUUGCAUUUUUCUUUCUUGUAACGAGCAAAAGCAUUUGCUGCUUUUAGGAAUGGCAUGUGUUACAUUCGAACCAGUGAUCACAUGGUUUAAUUUAUCAUGAGAUUUACAGGGCCCCCAGGGUAUCCUCCCCGAGUUAAAAAAUAACUACAUGACAUUUGGUGUGAUCUGUUGCAUUCCACAGACAAGCUUUGCCUGCCAAAAUAUCUUUGUAAGCCAAGGAUAAAAAUCUUCCCUUGAAAGCAUAAUGUCGCAGCAUCCAAAAAGGGAAAGCCUCCUCUCCUCCACUUUAAUUCACAUGAGCUAGUUAGAACAAUGCUGUCUUUUAAAUGCUGCGGUGGUUACCAUGCACAAACCUAUCCAAGAUGCUUAGCCUGUAGCAAGCUUCCCUCGUGUUAUAAUAGCUCUCACUCUCUUCCCUAUGCACAUGCGUUUCUUUCAUUACGGGGUGGUGUACUCUCAGGAUGAGGCAGGAAUCUGCUCUUCCUAAUGGCAAUGGCAAAACAAUGUCAAAUGGAAGAGCUGGGAUGUUAUAAAGUAAAAAUGAAGCUCAGUAUUUUCAAAGCGUCAUGUUAGGCUCCUAAAUCCAUGUUUGUUCUAUGGACUCUUGAAAGUCAAAAGGCCAAACUCAUCCCUGGUAUAAUUAUAUUGGCUUCAGUAGGGUUACACUGGGGAUGAAUUUCAUUCAGUAUGUUAAAGACUCUGUAAUAAGGGAACUAUGGACUUGAAAGCCUGGCUGAAGUAUUCCAGUUAAUAUGUAAGGCCUGACCUUGCAAUUAGACAAUCAUUAGGAGCUAUUCAUCAAUCUGAACCUUCUUGUGGUAUUCUCUUAUCGUGGCCCUGUGACGGGUUGGGUCACAGAAACUCCCUCAAGACUGUCACUAGAUGUGCUGGGAUACCACUGAGAAUAAACCCCCUGCCAGAAAAGGCUUCCCUCCACUCCCGUCUUGCUGACCUAGACACACCAGUCAGCUCCAGGAUAGACCAAGAGGCUGGGCCAUGCCCCCCUGCAGUUCACAGAAACUAAGAUUCACUUAGCCCAGGGGCUUCUCAGUUAACAGGGACUUUCCCAGCACCCAGUAUUCAGUCUUUCUGGGAGCCUAAACCCCAAAUAAAUCCAUUUUACUCUGUAUAAAGCUUAUACAGGAUAAACUCAUAAAUUGUCCGCCCUCUAUAAUACUGAGAGAUAUACACAGCUGUUUGCUCCCCCACGUAUUAAUCACUCUGAGUUAAUUAAUAAACAAAACUGAUUUUAUUAAGUAUAAAAAGUAGGAUUUAAGUUGUUCCAGGUAAUAACACAGAACAAAGUAAGUUACCAAGCAAAAUAAAGCAAAACACACAAGUCUAAACCUAAUACAUUGAGCAACUGCAUACAGGUAAAUCUCACCGUUAGAGAUGUUCCAAUAAGCUUCUUUUACAGACUGGACUCCUUCCUAGUCUGGGUCUAGCAAUCACUCACAGCCCCGUAGUUACUGUCUUUGUUCCAGUUUCUUUCAGGCAUCUUUUGGGGGUGGAGAAGCCAUCUAUUAAGCCAGCUGAAGACAAAAUGGAGGGGUUUCCAGGGCCUUUUAUAUUAUUUCUCUUGUGGGCGGAAACCCCUUUGUUCUCCUGUGCAAAAUCACAGCAACAAGAUGGAGUUUGUAACCACCUGGGCAAGUCACAUGUUCAUGAAUGAUUCCUAUUUUUGCAGGCCGAUGCCAUUGUUUAAAUGUUAGUUUGAACAUUCCCGGGAAAGCUCUCCCAAAGAUCUUCAGUUAAGUGUUUCUUGAUUGGGCACUUACUGAGAAUAGUCCUUUCUCAAGAAGCUGACCAAAUGCUUCACUGAGGCUACUUAGAAUCAAACACAUUGCGAUACAAGUACAUAGCCAAUAUUCAUAACUUCAAAUACAAAAAUGAUAGCAUAAUUAUAACCAGCAAACUACAACCUUUCCAUAGACACCCCACUUGACCUCCUCUGUACAAGAUCUGGUGCAACCAUAGGACCCAGGUUGCAACCAUGAUCUAUAUGGUCACCGUUCAUGUCAAUAACAUCACAGACCUCCCCCCCCCAAUACUCUUCACAGUUCUACAGCAUUUCUUAAUCAAACCCUGAGCCCGGGGACAUGAUUUUCAAAGCAGUCUAGAGGAUUUUGAUACAUCUUAAUGCAAGGUAUGUGUCUAAAUUCCUUAUGUGCCUUUAAAAAUCUCAACCGGAGAUCUCUCUACACCUGACUAAUAUUUAGGACUAGAUUCUGUACUUCUAUUUGUGCACAUAAAUCCCACUGUACUGAUGGGAAUUUUUCAUACAUACGUCCAAAGGCAGAAUCUGGCCCAUAAGCUUUUUGGGGGCUGGUACUAUUAAACACGAGUCAUACGUAUCCACUAAUGUAUGUCUAGGAAGGAAAGAAACAUGGUGCUAUAAUGACCUAUUUAAUAUUUAAAAAAUUAAGAGAUAAGUUGCAGGGAGGAAGAAAUGAUCUCAACAGCUGAGAAUUUGAGGUGUUUAAGAUCUGCAUUCAAAUUUUGCAGAUUUAUCCUGAUAAUGUAAAGAGAAAAAAAGUGGUACAGCGAUUUACUAGUGAGCCAUCUUGACUAUCUGAAAUGAGUCUGUAGCUCACUUAGCCAGCCCAAAGAAAUCAUUCAGUAACAUUUUCUGAGGAGCAGCACGUCUCACAAUUCUUGUUGUUUGCUGGAUAAAUGCACUGUGUUGACCUCUGUCAUGCAAUAAAUAAAUAAAUAAAUGAAGCA
Molecule: messenger RNA, 8241 nt
Organism: Chelonia mydas (Green sea turtle)
Lineage: Eukaryota; Metazoa; Chordata; Testudines; Cheloniidae
Gene: ABCC9
Product: ATP binding cassette subfamily C member 9
Exons: 40
Coding region: 562-5247 (1561 amino acids)
Biological process (GO): transmembrane transport; potassium ion transport
Cellular component (GO): membrane
Molecular function (GO): sulfonylurea receptor activity; ATP binding; ATP hydrolysis activity
Source: RefSeq, a predicted model, not a curated record